Messenger RNA from Actinia tenebrosa (Australian red waratah sea anemone), 936 nucleotides. RefSeq lists its product as uncharacterized. Gene Ontology annotation, molecular function: transcription cis-regulatory region binding; protein binding. The record is from RefSeq and is a predicted model, not a curated record. Gene Ontology annotation, cellular component: nucleus. Gene Ontology annotation, biological process: positive regulation of transcription by RNA polymerase II. NCBI's taxonomy places the organism in Eukaryota, Metazoa, Cnidaria, Anthozoa, Actiniaria, Actiniidae.
AAGGCUGUGUUCUCUGUCUUUCAGUAUCAGUCGGCUUGCAAGUCUCUGUGAUACGCUUCAAUAACAUCGCAAGAUGAGUAGCCAUCACUACAGAUUCGCUGAACAUGAAAACUUCUGUUCUGCCAUCAAAAGUGGUUUUCUUCCAACCAUCAUAGAGCACCUCAAAAAACCGGGCUCAGAAGUAAACAUGACCGUCGAUGCCGGGCGAAAUGCUUUACAUUUAGCAGCAGAAGCCAAGAGAGAAAACAUCAUAAGGUAUCUACUACAAAAUGGAGCCAACCCCGUGGCUGAAGACGAUACAGGGGCAACACCUUUACUGAUUGCRAUUUGGUCUGGAGAUAAGGACUGCGUUAAAACACUUUUAGACUUUGGAGCAGACCCAACAGCACGGUCUCCUGAUGAUGAGUCAUACGUUGAUUGUGCAGAGGAGUUUCCAGAGAUACAAGCCAUGAUAAAGAAAGCUAUCAAAGAAUACUAGAUGUCGUAAAAGAUAACGUCCAGCUAUGACAUGAGAAAAAGAUCCAAUUUAUAAUAAAAACACAAAUAAAGUCCCUCAUCAAUUAGUUAUGACUGAGGUUGCGGUAUUGAUUGCAAGCUUGGUAGAUAUGAUUUUUUCCAAAUUACUGCUUGCCCGCGUUGAUUGUACCGAGGCUAAUAAAAUAAUAUUUAUCAUUUGUAACUAAGAAAUUAAAAGGCAAGGGCUAUCCGUUAAAUCAGUGUUCAAUUUCUCCAUGCUCUCCAAUCAGAGAACAUUUUGUUCGAAGCUCAUUAAUUGCUACAGUGUAGUGCCAGGUUUUCCGCUCAAUGAACAAGAUAAAGAAAAUAAGACUUGUCGGUGAAAUAUUCAUAAAAUAUCUUUUAGAAAUAGCUUAUUUCGGCGUUUAUAGUGAGAUAUUUCCUUUUAAACGAGAGAUAAUAAAAUACUACUUGGAAAGU